Messenger RNA from Nematostella vectensis (starlet sea anemone), 2838 nucleotides. RefSeq names its product GTPase-activating protein. Gene Ontology annotation, biological process: regulation of actin cytoskeleton organization; regulation of GTPase activity. Lineage: Eukaryota; Metazoa; Cnidaria; Anthozoa; Actiniaria; Edwardsiidae. Gene Ontology annotation, molecular function: GTPase activator activity; protein binding. Bases 303 to 2477 code for a protein of 724 amino acids. Gene Ontology annotation, cellular component: cell cortex. The transcript has 26 exons. The record is from RefSeq and is a predicted model, not a curated record.
GCAUUCCGCGUCACGUGUUUUGGGAAUAUCACAUGUGAAAAUAUUGACAGAUAUUGAUUUCUCUGCGGCACAGUUCUGUACGGAAAGCGAGCAAUUCGGAAAUGAUGCUGCAAGCUGCUAGUCAUUCAAUCCUGCUGCAAUGAGGGGGUUGGAACGAUGGUAUUCUUGUUUAAUAGAAACACUGAAGACGUUAUAGAUGAAUGGACGUAUUUUGUAGAAGAAAGCUCAUCGAAUUUUUUUUUUGGUGCGUGUUGAAAUGAUACUUUGUGGACGUUAAAAGAAACGCUUUAAAACGUUUAAAUAUGGCUGAAAUAAAACCACCAGAGUUUAAAGAAGGAGACAAGCUAAGAUCCAUUCGAAGAAGGCUCAAGCUACUAAAACAAGAAAUAUCCGAGCUGAGCAAAAAGAACUACGAGCUAGAACGAGAUGUGAAGUUUUUUGACCAAAGAAUAGCUCUCCUAAUAAACCACAGAAUUGCGGUUGAGGAAUUGUCGGACCGGAUAGGAGAUUACGAUAGGAGAGUUGGUGUAUUGAAAGAUGAGCUUCAGCAACAGCGUUUCGGGAACCUUUUUUAUCUGCUGCAGACUGAGCCAUCCUAUCUCGCCCAGUUGUCAAGGAUAGUUUCCUUGAGUGAGAUUGACUCCCUGCUACAACCUGUGAUGUUUUCCCUUUAUGGCAACCAGUAUGAAACAAGAGAAGAGUACCUCCUGCUCUCUAUGUUUGAGUUGGCUCUCAAAUAUGAAUUCGCAGAGUCUGAAAACUUCAAUAGUUUGCUUCGAGCCAACACAGCAAUCUCGCGGAUGAUGACUACUUAUACAAGAAGAGGACCCGGUCAGGAAUAUUUAAAGUGUACUCUGGAGGAGCCUUUAAAUGAUCUUAUGUCUCAGGAAGACUUGGUGCUUGAAAUUAAUCCCAUCAAGGUUUACAUUGAGCUGUAUGGCCACCCGAUGGAUGAGAGUUCUCUUACUUUAGAGAGAGCCAUGGAUGAUCCUGAGGUCAUGUUCAGAACUAAACUUCGGAUAAAGAAGCUCCAAGACAUAUCGUCCUUGUUUCUUGGUAUAAUCAUCAGCUCACUCUCUCAAGUGCCCUAUGGGAUACAAUGGCUCUGCCGUGCCAUUAAGGAAUUAGCCAUGGAAAAAUUCCCAGAAGCCACUCCUGAGCAAAUCAAUGCUAUGAUUGGUGGAUUUUUCCUAUUGAGAUUCAUCAAUCCUGCAAUUGUCACUCCUACAGCCUACAUGCUAGUCAAUAAACAACCUACAUAUACUAUGAGAAGAAACCUAACUCUGAUUGCCAAGAUACUGCAGAGUAUGGCUAACAAGAACGUUGUCAGCAGUCAUUUUAAAGAGGAAUACAUGCAACCCCUCCAGCCGUUUGCAAUUAACCAUGUAGACUUAAUGCAGAGUUUUCUAAGUGAUUUGUCAUCAGUUCCCGAUUUUCAUGAAAGUUUAGAGAUGGAGCAUUACUUAUCCUUGUCAAAAGAUAUCAAGAUAUCAAUCACCCUGAAUGAAAUGUACAAGAUUCAUGAACUCAUCACGAGACACACUGAUUACUUGGCGUUAACGGAAGACGACCCACUGCACAUUUUACUGGAUGAGCUUGGCCAGGCAGAGCAUCAGCUUCCUUGUGUGGAAGAUUGCACUAUACACCUUGUCUUAACAAAUAAAUGGGGAGCGUCCAAACAAGUGUUUCGUGCGGAGUCAGUAGAAUCUACCUUUAGUAAGAAGUUGGAGAGCGAAGCCGUCAAAGAGCAGUGCCGACGUUUGCUGGUCAAGUUAUUAAGUCUGUGCCCCGCCCUCAUGAUGGAAUCUUCCCUCCUGAACGCCAUCAAACGAGCGCAACUGGAACCAGAAACAGACUGGGGCAGGAUAGGGGCUUAUCUACUGCAGAGGUUCCAAGGCGUCGAGGAGUUCACUUCUGUCCUGGAGGGCGACAAGAUCUUUUUCCAGCAAAUCAAAGAAGAAGUUCAACUCAAACUGAUGAAAUACGAAAAAUUAGAACUAGAAUUGAAAAGCCUUCAAAGAGUGUACGAGGCCUUAAAUGAUCAUGGACAGUUCCUACGGGAACAGCUGGAUGCGUACAAAGAAUACUUAGUUGCGGUACGGACAAGAGCUGCGUCAGUCUCAAAGGCUCAAAAGAGGGGGAGUUUUGGUAGCUCAUCAUCGCAAGGAGGCAAUAAGCAGAUACGGUUCUCGUACAACCAGCUUGAGCGAGAGGGAGUGAUAAUAGAGACGCAGGGGAUACCAGUCCACAGGAAGUCUGAUAUAUCUGUAACUUUAGCAUCUCCUGAGCCCGGUAUCUACACCAUCGCCUUGUAUUACAAAGGCAAGACGAGUAAAGCGUACGAGACCGAUCUUAACCUAGAAGAACUUCUCGAGAAACAGCACUUGAGCGACCCGGUCCUCCAUCUAAAUGAUUUUGUCGUCGUGGAUGUGAAGAGAACGCUGCUACUUUUGCAUAAAUAUUUUGCGUCUACUUAAUUUAGACUCCCUUUGGACGUUCAUUCGGGUCAGGAAUCUACUUUGAUUGUUUUCCAAAUUAAAAGGAAAUCAAAAAAGAUCUACCCAAACUAGUUUAUUAUUAUCGUCAAUUUUGUAAAAAAAAAUAGCAGUUAUCUCUAGUAAGAGAAAAUGAAAAAAACAAUCUUAACAGUAAACCAGACAUAUCCAGAGUGUCAUAUAUAUUUUGUAUACGCCAAAAUAAUAUUUCUGUUUAAUAUAUUUUGUAUUUGCUCAAAUUGCGAAGUUUAUUUUUGUUGUACAAGAUGUAAACGCAUAGGACAUUAAAAGUGUCAAGACUUUCAGUCAACAGUGAUAAUUAAAAAAAGAACUUUUCAUCACA